Porites lobata is the source of this 9656-nucleotide messenger RNA. Lineage: Eukaryota; Metazoa; Cnidaria; Anthozoa; Scleractinia; Poritidae. The record is from the annotation of a GenBank genome assembly.
AUGGCCGAUGGAAGAAGGUUCAGCACGCCGAAAAGAAGACUCACGAUUGAAAAGGGUUCAUUUCAGGAUAAGAAGGAGAGGUACAAGGGUCAAAUAGAAGACCACGUUUUUAAUCAUUCGGUAAGUUUCUCUGUCACUGUAACUCGCAAGCCAGCAAGUUUAAUAUGGCCCUCGUCUCCCAGCGAGGCAUCCUAGUUUUGUCCACGUGAUGCAGGCAGGGUUAUGGUAUGCAUGCAACAUUUAUCAUUUAUCAUGUGUAGAUCUAGAGCUCAAGAAAGUUAGUCAUAUGAGCUCUUAUUAUGCCGGGGCUGUGUGAAGAUAUGUGAAAGAAAUUCACCAAAAUACCCCAAAAUACCCAAAAUUCAUCCAAAUGUACCCAAAAUUAUACCCAGGUAUACUUUAUACCUGAAAUUCAAAGAAAGUGAUAUACCGAAUACCCGUAUUUAAGCUGCAAUAUACUGUAUACCCGAUUUAAAAAGCCCCUGUAUACCGUAUACCCAAAAACCCUGGCUGAUCCUGCUUAACCUUAAAACCUUUCAUUUAUAUCCCGAUCGGGUUGGGGAAGGGUGGGGGGGAUACUCGUGGGAAUUCUUCGUGGGGGGUGUGCCGCCCGGUUCUCCAAAUCCUGACACUAUUUCAGACCAAAAAUAUGUCAUUUUACAGACCUGUUUUCAGACCAGACCUCCAAAAUCCAUACCUGUUUUCAGACCUGUGUUAUGGGCUCCUGACAUAGUUAUUAGAGGAGACUGGUUAUGAAAAGCGGCAAACAUCAAUGAUAAAAACAACAGUGCUGCAGUUUAUGUUCAAAGCACCGUGAAAGUGCACAAUCCUUUGUUUUCUGUUGGCAAAUUGUUACGGAAUAAAUUAAUGCAACGUUUUUAUUGGUCAAUACAAUCAAAAUGAUAGGAAUUCUUUUGAACGUUGUGCACUUUCAGGUCCACAAAAACAUAUAACAAAGGAGUCUGACGGGUUUCAUAACCAUUCCACUCAAUUAACUAUGGCUCCUGACCUGGCCUUUAGGCAAAAAUUACGUCAUCAUUACUUAGAUUCAGUGUGCAAACAAAAAAAUUCUUCAAAUGCCUUUCAAAUUCGCAUUUUUCUACUUCUUUCUUACUCUUUUGGAAUUGAAACAAUAAGUACGUUCAUACACUCCCAUAGUACCCUCGAAAACCAUACCUGAUUCCAAACCAAAAUGGUCAAAGUAUAUACCUGUUUUCAGACCAAAACCUGACCCGGUGGGGCGGCUCAUAACUAUAUAGCUUGUAUAAGGGAGUACCCCCCCCCCCCAGGAUUUAUAUGGACUCCAGGGCUCGCUGAAUGGGACGUAGUAAGGCUGCAUCAGGUAUGGUUCCUGGGCAGAGGGACAAGUCUGAUAAAAAACCGUUUUUUAUGGGGCACUGUAAGGAUUAAAUCCCAGAAAGUAACAUGACCCUAGCCCCUGAAAAAGCGACACAUGAAAUGUUGACAAAUGACACAAAGAUGGUAUUUUUUUAUACCAGUAAUUUUGAAACUGCAACAGCAAUGAGGACCAGCACAAACGCAGUAGUAAAAUACUGACUUGAGCAUGGCUUCCUCCUCAAUGUACAAAACAACAGGAUUUGACGUUCAGACUGGGGACAUGCAGAACCUCUUCCUCCCAAAGGGUCCUCUCAUGUGAAUCGUUGGGAACUGCAACCUCAUUCUCAGGGUUUGUCCCAGGGAACAAGUAGGAGGGAGUUGUGGAAAUGAGGUUGUGGGAACUGCUCCCAUGCAAAUUCCCACACAUGAUGAUACAGAGAAGCAACAAGAUUUUAAAAAGAAAAUGUAUACUGAAAGAACACAAAGAAGCUGAAACCAACAGUUCAAGAAACUGAAUGGAGGAUAGAUUGAAAAAAUUCCAAAAUACUUAUAAGAGCAGAUGUCUUGCUGAAAGUGAAAAAUGUCUGUAGGCAGCAAGCUCUAAGAACAAAAUCUAAACUUUUGUGGCAGUACUGAUACUGGCAUUUGAGAAUCACUCUCUUCUGGUGCAAGUGAUCAGUCCUCUAGCAUUGGCAUGAAGUCUUGAUAAUUUAUGCUUUCAGUUGAAUGGGUCAAUUCAAUCUCCCGCAUAAAGCUAGGGAUGUAUUUCCCAAUAGGGUUUGCCAAACCUUUUUAGAAUAUCUGAAAAAAAUAAGGCAGUGUAUCUUUAAAAAUAUAAUAAUCUGCUAUUGCUUGAAUAUUGACUUGAUAUAAUUUACGCAGGUGCAGCUUGUCAUCCCAGACUGUUCCUUGGACAGUGCUCUUCAGUGCUUUCAGGGUGUGACCCCAACCCAGGAUCAUUACUGUUUGAUUGAGAUUCCUUUGUAUGCUUUCACAGAGGUGGAGUUUAUCAAAACAUUUAUAAAGAAAGGUAAUGAUACUGUGUUAGUUUAUUUUCACAAUUAUUGCUAAUCCACUUUGUAUGGAAUGACAGCCUGGAUAUAUAGGGUUAUUUGUUUUUGUCUCUGAUGAGAAGAAUUCUCACUUCAGUCCAGUAAUUAAAAUUAGAUUGUUUUGGUUUAUGAUCAGUUGUAGGUUUGAUUUCUACCACUUUCUUAGAAGAGAAGAGAUGGUUGGAUGCAUGUCAGCAAUCAUGUCUGUGACAUACAUUAAUUCAUAAUUUAAUUUAUACAUCAUUAUGAAAUGCUGGAAAUGGGAAUUGUCAUCAGAUACCAAACACUAGUUGUUGUUUUGCCUCUUUAUUACUUUGAUCUUAGCCUAUAAACACAUCCAGCAGCAAUACCUACUGAUUUAAGGUAUUUCCAUUGAUCUUGUAUUAGCGAAGUUGGGCAUGAAAAUAAUAAAAAUAAUAAUAAUAACAAAAGAAUUUUUGGACUGGAAAUGUCUCUUUCACUAUGGCUGUCAACAACCAUUGAUGCAGACUGGAUUAUUAUUGUCAACUACAUGUAUUGACAAUUCAGCUCCAGUUAUUGCUUGUUUCUCUCAGGUCGGUUCAUUGCUCUCAGCUGGGAAACGUUAGUUGAUUCUGGUAACUGUGCUGCUGUUCUUCCAACAGGUAUGAAAUGAAUUUACUGUAUGCUUUAAAAGGUACAUUAUGAGCCAAUUGCACUUGGUAUUCUUUCUUUAACACUGUGAAGCACCUACUAGGAACAUAACUGCACAGUAUCCAUGCCCUCUAGCCUGUAUAGUUAGGGUUAAUAUUAAAAUAAAUUCAGGUUGAAACCUAUGAACCUAGGUAAUUAUCAAUUUCCUGAUGUCUUCUAGACUAUGAUUAUCCAUGAAUAUUAAAGGUGUAAGAGAAAAAGUUCUUCAGAAUCAACUUAGGUUAGUCACAUUCCCCCCUGGACAAUAUGCUAGUUCAACACAGGGUUAAAUGUAGCCAGCAUGGCAGGUGCAAGUUAGUUUUGGUUAGUUUUUAUAGAGCGCACAAGGGAACAUGUACAGAGUAGAGGAGGUGUCUGGAGCAUAGACCCUAGUGCCAUACUACAGUGGUAGUAUGCCAUUUGCUAAGAACACCUCUUGAGAGUCAGUCUUUCACCUCAAUGCGUUGUUUAAAAGAGUGAAACUUAAGUUCUCUUCACAAUGAUUGUAGAAUGUAAAAUGAACAUUUUAGACUUUGCAACCCAAAUGUUUAAGCUUAUAAGCUUACAUAAAAACAACAAAGACAUAAUUUGCAAACUUGAUGGCUUAGUUUAGCUGAAUAAUAAGCUUGACAAAAGUUUAUACUGUUGUAAUAAAAUUCUACUGUAUUUCAUAACUGAGCUAGUAUUCACUUUCUUAUUUUUGAAGUACCAAAACCACUUUGAAUUUCUGAGGGUGGUGAGAAGUCCCUGUUCAAAAAUUCUGGAAAUUCUUGGGGGUAGGUGGGUCCUCAAAGACACACUGGAACGGAAAAUCCUGGGGGGUGGGGGCGGGUAUGGAUAUUUUCUGGAACCACACAUUACUUGUCAGUCACUGGAAAUUUGCGUCCUGUAAACAAAACACAUAUGCAGCACAUUUUCAGAAACAAUCUGGACAAUGGCCAAAGAAUUUCUUGAAUAUUGGUAUGUAAGAGGGCAAGAAGGUGGUUAUUAAAGUUAACACCCCCUCCCCAUCCUCCAAGGUAUUGUAUUGUGUGGGCAAUUGUGAGUAUUUUUGUAAUAACACUUCUGAGUAGUAGAUAGAUAGAUACUUUUUUUAACAAGUGAUUUGCUUGAUAUCCACAGAUAAUAUAGGUGUGGCCCUCAACAAAAAAUUAAACACAAAAAAAUAAUAAAUAAAAAUAUAAAAUAUACAUAAUUCUAGAAAGUCCGGCUCAUAAACAAUAUUUACAAAGAUUAUUGUCAGUUCCAGCAAAAAUGUACUGACUGACUAGGCCUCUUUGAUGUCAAGUAGUAGGGUGGGGAGCUGACUAUGGAUAUAAUAAUUUGUUUAUCUUCUUAAUGCCAAGUACGUACAGGAUUAUUAAGAAUACUUGUUUUCUUUAUUUUUUAUUUUUAUUUUCUAGGAGUAUUGAUUCUUUCUCUUGACAAAGACACCUAUGAACUCUUGGGUCUUACAGGGAAGGCAUCAGCUUUUCAAAAGAAACACAGAUUCAGUGAGUAUGGUUUUAAGUGGUAUUAUCAGGUUUAGGUUUGUUCUUUUUAUGUCGGUGCCCACAUUUAAGGUUACAAAAUUCUGGUACACUGCUUCAUUUAACCAUACCAGAAUUUUUUUUGGCUUCUUUCCCAUUUCUUGCCAUUUUUGCACUGUAUUUUCUUGGGCCUCCCUUUAAUAAUUAUAAGUAUGUAAGUGUUUGAGGAAACAGGGGUAUAAUAAAAUAUACUUGCUUAUUUCAAAGGUGGUUUACCACCAAACAGUCAGUUAAAGGGAUACCUGAAAUAAAGCCUCAUUAAUAAUAGUUACUAUGACUUCAAUUGUUGUCAGACCAACAAAACUGUAAAUACUAUAAAAUGUUUCUGGAAUGUUAUUGUAUCGCAAGAUAAAGCCUAUCAGGCACAAGAAAACUAAACCGCAAGCAACAAUGUUAGUGGUUUUGUUGCUAGCUUGUGUGUUCUUUGUCAUAACACAUUGAGCAUGCAUUCCUGUUAAAAUAAUAUUUCAAGUGUUCACGGUCUUGUUGAUUUGACUGUAACUACAUGUAUUGUAUCUACGAGUUUCCCCUGGCUAACACUUGCAAUUUGUGCUGUAUAUCAUGGAAAUCAAAAUAAUGGAGGUGAUAUUAUAACCGGUCAGUGUAAAAUUCAGACUGCGGACUGUGGACUGCAGACUGCGGACCAGGGGUAAAAUGCAGACUGUGUGUAAAAUGCAGACUGCAGACUGAGAGUAAAAUGCAGGCUGGGGUAAAAUGCAGACUGAACAUAAACUGCAGUUGUGGAAGGGUUUAAGGGCCAAAAAAUCCCGCAAAUACAUGUAAACGAACACUUACUUGAGUCGGCCACGUCAAUGACAACACCUGCUUUCACAAAUCCAUUCAGGACUUUCUUCUGUAGAAGGUCGUCAAUGACCCAAAGACAUAAUCGCAAUCUUGAACCUUUUUUUCUGUCCGAGAGAUCUCACUCUUCAACUUUAGACGCGAAGUUUUCGAUAUACUUGACCAGGGACCGUGAAUUGGUACAACACCACGAUGUUUACGCUUAAAUGAAAGCUGCUGACCCAGAAUACUGUAAACUCACAGGAAGAAUUAUGGCGAUAAAAAGGGAGUAAAUUAUAUUCCAACAACAAAGAAAGAUGUUCUGCAGGAAAUUUGGAUGACCUUCUACGAAAGUAUUGCAAAUCAAGGUACACAGACUGAAGCUGUUCGGAUGUUCAUUGAAACUUCUGGCCAAUGUGCAAUGCACUUCGACUAGGAAGUGAAGUGUGUAACUGAUACCGGCUAGCUACUUCACCAAUUUCGAGAAGAAGGAGCACAAAUGUUUAAAAAAGUCUACAGUCUUUAUUCUGCAUUUUGCACCCAACCUGCGUUUUACUCUCAGUUUGCAGUCUGCAUUUUACACUCAGUCUGCAUUUUACCCCUGGUCCGCAGUUUGCAGUCUGCAGUCCGCGUUUUACACUGACCGAUAUUAUAACAUCAGAAGUUAUUUUGGGCCUUUUAGUCUUUAACUACAGUAUGUUUGAAGUUAUUUAAUAUAGAUAUUUGGCCUUAUUCAGUUGUAGAAGUUGACCUGGCAUCUUCAUAUUUUGCUCCUGGUAAGAAGCAGUAUGAGAGGGUGAGGUGGUGUCUAAAAGAUAACCAGCUUUUAACAUUCAAGUUUCUUAUGAGCUGGACAUGUGAAGGUUAGCAAAAUAGUAUAUAACAGUAUAAUUAUUAUGCACAGUAGUUAACUAUAGGCAGUCAAUUCUUUCAGCCUAUAUAACUUUAUAAUGGAGUUAUUUUUUAGUUCAAUCUUUUUCCUCUAAAAUUUUGGUGACAGGUCAAGGCAGUACUAAAAUAGUUUUCACUGGAAUAUUGGAAUAGUCAUAGUUCAAGAGGCUAUUUGGCAGAAGAAGCUAAAUUGAGUGGCCUAGGGAUACAGAUGAUCGUUAUGAUCAAGAGAAGGCUCCGUAUGGCUAUUAAAACAUCGCAGACAGUUCUUGUAUUUACAUGUACCAGAGAGAAGGAAAACUUUAAUUCAUGAAAGAACCUGUCUUUGAAUUAACAAACAUUUUAAUGGUGACAAACCAUGGACAAUAACAGACCUGGUGUUUUCCCAAAAAAUGGUAUGCCAGAAAUGUAGUAUGUGGCUUACAGGUUGUAAUAAAAAAAUAGAAAAAUAAUAUCAUGUGCAGGCAUGACGUCUUCAGCUUUCUUUUAUUGUCAUGCUUGGAAAGUAGAUAUAGUGUAAUUCACAGAUUUUUAUCUCUGUUGCUGGCUUCUUGACUAAAAUACAGUUGUAAUGGGUUAUGUUUACAUAAUAAUUUUUGUUACAGGGCACACCUCAACAGAAAAACUUCAUGCAUUCUUCAGCUCAUACAAUUUUCAGAAGCUGGGUAAUGUGGAAGAUGUACAAAGUGUGCCCAAACACCAAAAAGUUCCUGUUAUCAACUACAGUAGGUCACAGUUCACAGAAGAGAGGUUGACUGCAGAAAACUUUGAUGUGUGCAGUUGCAUGUCUUUUUUUGAGUGGCUAGGCUGUGUUGCUUGUGGGAUUGAUUGGUAAGCUGGGUAGAACACAGAACUUACUUACUCAGUUUGUCUUUAUGGUGGUCAGUACUCUGUAAGUAAAGAAGUACAUAUAAGGGUAUCAUUCCCAUAAUUUCAUGUAAUGUCACUCUGAUACUGCCUUCAAUUUGAUUUCAAAAUAGGUAAAGCGUAAAUGUUAUUUAUUAAUGUCUUGUAAGUAGCUCUAGCUGGCCACUGGUGACCGUCUAAGUAGUGACACAAAUAUAUUAAGGUUUUAUUUGUUUUCUCUGUUUUUCUGAAACAAAGCGAGAACUUCCUGCAACUUAGGUACACUAGAUAUAGAAUGACUCCAAAGUAAUUUGAGGGUAAAGUUUUCUUCUCUGUUAAGGAAAGAAAUGAUAAUAUGGCCAGACUGAGCUAAUUCUAUCAGUUGAAUUCACAUUAAAUCUCUAGAACCUCUCGACAUGUCUUAGUCCAACUGAAUGCACUAAAUUUAAUUUCAAAACCUCAAUUAUUUUUCCCACAACCUGGCAGACAAUCACGUAGCAAUAGUUGCUUUCAUUACUGGUAGGUGAAUUUUAUUGCCUCUUUUCAUAAAUUGCACUAUAAAUUAUGUUUAAAAUGAAUUUAUUUUCUCAGUUCUAAGGCAGCAUCAGACAGCUUUAUGUCAACAUUAUCUUGUCCAGAGCCAUCACGAGAGCUAACCCAGAUGAUGACUUGCCGUUGGACUGGAUUGAUAACAACCAGCUCUGUUUUAUCAUUGGUAAAUGCAGCACGGUAGGUUAAUAACCCUAAUUGGUCCCUCAACCCCUGCCACUCUUUUGGUAUACAAGACAAAUGUUAUAAAGAAUAUUACCUUUGCUCUGGAAAUGACAUGAAAAUUGUCCUGGAAUUCCAAGUCUGACUUAGAAUCUAACCACGUUUAUAGCUAACCCUUGCUCUAGCAUCAGAUAAUUGUGGUGGAUUGCUUAUAGUAGGAAUUAAAAGCCUCCAUGCAAACACUACCUCUUGUUGAAACUUUAAUUUUCAAAAGUGGUGCAAAAAGUCAUAGAAGUUGUGUCAUUUGACUUUAUUUGCCUUAGGAGGGAAACAUGAAUUUUAGUUAUCUUGGGGAAAAAAUCUGUGGAAAACAUGUCCACUAACUUUGGCAAUCAGCCACAAUAGACCCCCUCCCCCUCUCCUAAUUCUCUUGAUGCUCUUUUUGAAACUAGGUCUUAAGCUCCAGUUCUGUUGAAGAUAAAAAAGCUGUGCUUAUUCUAUGACAUCGCCUAAAAGUGGAGGGUAGAGGGCUGGUCCCUGCCAUUAUUCAAAGAUUUUCGUUGAUUCCUAGGAGGACUGGAGCUCACUUCCCUAUGAGACACCUAAUGGCAGUCCUAAACUAAUAAAACUUUAUAGAUGAGGAAAUGCAGACUUGUCAGCUUUUUGCUUUUUCACGCAGGCUCUAAAUAUAUAGCAAUAUUAGAGUAUUUGAGAAAAUUGGGAAGGAAAACAUUUUAGUCAGAGUAGUGUGUAAUGUCUGGACUUUUUUUUUGACACAGAGAACUAGUUAAAUCGAGCUCCAUCCCUUGGGUAGCAGUUACUGUGUGGGGAUUUACUGACUGUCCAGUCACAUGGAAAAAGAAUGAACAUGGACACUUCCUUAGUGGAGAGAACUUUUACACUUUUGUCGUCUUUCCUGGCGGUAAUUACUGGCUAUACAAGGCUACGGGUGACCAUGAUAUCUGCUCAUAGCAUGACACCAAUCUGUAAAAUGUUGGUUUACGUGUAGCUGUCAAUGAUGUGAUUGUUUGAUGGAGGAUGCUAUUUGUAAGAGAAGAAUGUCUAGCUAGGUAUACUGAAUGACCAGUUUUGGAAUAAUGUAAUGUAGUUAUGAAAAGCACCUAUCCAGGAUUUGUGGCCAAAGGAGUGGUUAGGAAUAGACUGGCAAUGAGGAAUUCAGAGUAGAUGAGUUUCACAUACAGUGUCCUCUGUUGAGAAUAAAUUGCUAGUGUCCUGUCUGGAGUCUUUCCCGUCAUUGCCUGUUCCAUUACAACAUACAUGUGCAUCCCAGCACCUUUGCAUGCUACAUGCUGCUCCGUUCUCUCGAGGACAGGAAACCAGUGCAUGUGAGAAUAUUAUUGCAGUUGUCUGAGUAAAAACACUUUUAUCACUCACCUGGUUUGGCAAGUGCACAGUUUUUAAUGUGUUGAACAACUUUUAUUGUACUGUUACUACAACUGAUUACAAUACGUUGUGACAGGUACAAUUAAUUUUGCUCUUCUUCUUACACUCUGAUGCAUUUUGCUUUUUUUUGUGGGCUGGAGAGUGAUAGAGAGAAAUGUACAUUAUUUAAAAGGAGUGGAUUUGUAGUUGAACUGUGUGAUGAAAACAGCAUGCGAGGGUUAAAGAUCAUAAAGUCAACGUAUUGUUGCAGAAUCUUUUAAAAAGUGCAUCUGAGUUUAUGUUCUGACCUUGUUUAACUUACUGCCAGGGGGUGUCAUGAAAUUUGCUCUUUUCUUGUCUAUGUUUGAUGUAACAAAACAUUCCCUCCAACCCCUUUGAUUUUGGGUCAAUGGUUUUUUUUUGGCUUUGGUCAACCACUGCAUGUUGAAUGAACAAAAGUAUUGAGUUAGCAGGC